Messenger RNA from Lolium rigidum, 366 nucleotides. Its product is annotated as heat shock protein sti1 homolog. The transcript is spliced from 3 exons. The coding region runs from base 1 to 366 and encodes 121 amino acids. Lineage: Eukaryota; Viridiplantae; Streptophyta; Magnoliopsida; Poales; Poaceae. The record is from RefSeq and is a predicted model, not a curated record. Gene Ontology annotation, molecular function: protein binding.
AUGGUUGUAUGGGACGGAGUUUCUAUGGAAGAAAGAAUUGCUCAGUGGAAGUCACGAGGAAAGGAAGCAUUUGCAAAGGAGGACUACUUUAAUGCAAUGUACUACUAUAACCUGGUAACUGAGAUAGACCCAUAUGACGCCACCAUAUUUGCCAACCACAGCCUCUGCUGGCUGCGUUUGAAAAAUGGGGAUAAAGCUCUGGAAGAAGCCCGCAAGUGCAAAAUGAUGCGGCCCCGUUGGUCCAAGGCCUGGUAUCGUGAAGGAGCAGCCCUGAGUUUCAUGAAGGUACAUAUGCUUUUAUUGAUUCGACCAUUGCAAUCGAACUCAUUCGCUCUGCUUGUAUGUGCAUCUCUCUCAUGGUACUGA